This is a messenger RNA of Meriones unguiculatus (Mongolian gerbil), 3622 nucleotides long. It is a transcript of the gene Kcnab1, whose product is annotated as potassium voltage-gated channel subfamily A regulatory beta subunit 1. Bases 752 to 1957 code for a protein of 401 amino acids. Gene Ontology annotation, molecular function: potassium channel regulator activity; voltage-gated potassium channel activity; transmembrane transporter binding. The transcript is spliced from 14 exons. Gene Ontology annotation, cellular component: membrane; cytoplasm; juxtaparanode region of axon. Gene Ontology annotation, biological process: transmembrane transport; potassium ion transport; negative regulation of delayed rectifier potassium channel activity. Lineage: Eukaryota; Metazoa; Chordata; Mammalia; Rodentia; Muridae. The record is from RefSeq and is a predicted model, not a curated record.
CCUUCCCACUGCACACAAAGGCAAGGCGCUCCUUAAAGGGACCUUCCAGCUCCUCCAGGCAGUCGCCAACCCGAGUAAGCGCUGGCUCAGGAGCCCCAGCUUUUGCCUGAAGAUGAGUGGGGAGGGGUCUUGAGACGCCUCCACCCCCGCAUCCUCCAAAGCCAGGCAGGAAGGCACUUGGCAGGCAGAGCGCAUGGAGACCACGGGUCCGCGCGGCCCCGCUUGCUGUUGGCUGCUUCUUGGGAUGCUCCUCUCCAGUUGAGCCUCCUGCCUGAGAUCCAGAGGGUGCUGGCGGCGCAUCUUGCGGUAUGCCUGCGCUGCUUUGAGCCAGCGCCCAGAAGCCAGCCCUCUGCAUUCAGGCUCCUCGGACUGGCUCCAGGCAGGGCUGUGUGCAGUCACCAUGAACGCUCAGCUCUAGGCUUCUGCACCAGCCUCCUGACCACAUGGAUCUGGCUGUUUAAUCAGCCGAGAUCACAGCCUGGGAAGACCGGGGAGGCUGAUCCGCGCUCCAGCUGCUGAGACAACUUCCAGCCUCGCUGUUUACUUCUUUGGGUCCCAGGGACUCUGUGUUGCACCUCAGCCCCUCCUGCCGCUCAGUGGGCUCUGAAGUCAGCUGCCAGGACUCUGCUGAAGGCCCCAAGAAGUGUGGCGAGAGGGGUUGAAAGACAGCAGCAGUCCCCCAACUGCUCACCCUCUGCCGACCGCCUGUGCUGUGGGGUUCUGAGAGGACCUUGCGCUGUCCUGGGAAGCAAUGCAAGUCUCCAUAGCCUGCACAGAGCACAAUUUGAAGAGUCGAAAUGGUGAGGACCGACUUCUGAGCAAGCAGAGCUCCACCGCCCCCAAUGUGGUGAACGCAGCCCGGGCCAAAUUCCGCACCGUCGCUAUCAUCGCUCGCAGCCUGGGGACCUUCACCCCUCAGCAUCACAUUUCUCUCAAGGAGUCCACCGCCAAGCAGACUGGCAUGAAAUAUAGGAAUCUUGGGAAAUCGGGACUCAGAGUUUCUUGCUUGGGUCUUGGAACAUGGGUGACAUUCGGAGGUCAAAUUUCAGAUGAGGUUGCUGAACGGCUGAUGACUAUUGCCUAUGAAAGCGGAGUUAAUCUCUUCGACACUGCCGAGGUCUAUGCUGCUGGGAAGGCUGAGGUGAUUCUGGGGAGCAUCAUCAAGAAGAAAGGCUGGAGGAGGUCCAGCUUGGUCAUCACAACCAAACUCUACUGGGGUGGAAAAGCUGAAACAGAAAGAGGAUUGUCAAGAAAGCAUAUCAUUGAAGGGCUCAAAGGCUCCCUCCAGCGGCUGCAACUGGAAUACGUGGACGUGGUCUUUGCAAAUCGUCCAGACAGCAACACCCCCAUGGAAGAAAUUGUUCGAGCCAUGACACACGUCAUCAACCAAGGCAUGGCAAUGUACUGGGGCACCUCGAGGUGGAGCGCAAUGGAGAUCAUGGAAGCCUACUCCGUGGCACGGCAGUUCAACAUGAUCCCACCUGUCUGUGAACAAGCCGAGUACCAUCUUUUCCAGAGAGAGAAGGUGGAGGUCCAGCUGCCAGAGCUCUACCAUAAAAUAGGGGUCGGUGCAAUGACGUGGUCUCCGCUUGCCUGUGGAAUUAUUUCAGGAAAAUAUGGAAAUGGGGUGCCAGAAAGUUCUAGAGCUUCACUGAAGUGCUACCAGUGGUUGAAGGAAAGAAUUGUAAGUGAAGAAGGGCGAAAACAGCAAAAUAAGCUGAAAGACCUCUCUCCGAUUGCUGAGCGUCUGGGAUGCACACUACCUCAGCUAGCUGUGGCAUGGUGCCUGAGAAAUGAGGGUGUGAGCUCUGUGCUCCUGGGAUCAUCCACCCCUGAGCAACUCAUUGAAAACCUUGGUGCCAUCCAGGUCCUCCCUAAGAUGACAUCACAUGUGGUAAAUGAGAUUGACAACAUACUGCGCAACAAGCCCUACAGCAAAAAGGACUACAGAUCAUAGGCAGUGCAUGAGCCACAGAAGCUGCAGGGGUAAAAUCAUGUGGGUGGGCAGUGCAGAGCGACCUUACUAGCCACUCUUUCCCAUCUCUUAGCAGCUGCUCAACCUCUAGUGUCCCAGGGUUCUCUGAGGUUUCUGCUGUUGCAACCACUGUGCACCCUGAGUUCUGAACACAUCUGAAAAUUCACAACCCAGAAAAUUCAUUCUAUUUUCUUAUCUUGGACUGGUUCCCUAUCCUUGCGUUGCUGUGUACCUCAUGUUUCUGCAAUGAAAGGAAUACUGGGGUAGGGGAAUCUACUAUCUUCAGAAGAAGGCUGUACAUAUAUAUUUUUUUCAAAAGAGCAAAAUUCACAAGAUAUAGUAUGUGAACUACAUAGGAAAUAGGAUAUCCUCGCUCUUUGGUCUUGCUCGGGAGAACAAACAGAACUAAUUUACUUUUCUUUUUUUCACAUUUCAUAUUCAUACUAACAAGUUUUAUGUCACCUGUCAUUCAAUACAAAAAUUUCUAGGUAUUUGCUUUCACUAUCUUUGAAGUUCUUUGUUGUUGUUUGGCCCUGUACCAUCUAGCUGGAGUGCCUCUCAGGAUUCUAAUGUGUCCAUUCAUAUAAAGGUAUGAAUACCCCUAUCUUUACUAGAUACAUUAAUGGCUAAUUUAUAAAUGGGUUACAAUGCUAUGGAAACAGCUUUAAAGAAAAAUGUUAAGCAUUCAUUUUUUUUUUUUACAUUCUAUUUAAACCUGCCUAUACUUUCAAUUGCUUAUAGGCACAAUUCUGCAAUUUUAAAUAUCUGAGCUUUAGAAUUAUACCCAUGCUCAGUUUUGUAAUUAAACCUAUAAAUACCUGGAAAGGCAAGUACUCAGUUUACCACUGGGACAAUAUAAUAUAAUGCUUGGUAUUUUCUGAGAAGUUAUUAACAUGGAAACAAAUCCUAGGUAACAUGAAAGAAAAAAGUCUCAUUCCUCAGCAUAUGCUGGAUGAAUUAACUUGCCCAAAGAAGAAGCAAACUUUUAAAAAAGCUCCUUAUUCUAACUGUAUCACACACUACAAUAUAUGCAUGAAAGCUCUUUGCAUGCAAUAAACGGGCUUAGCUUUGUGCUCAGAAUCUUGAGAUGCACCCAGCCCUGCCUCUAAGCUACUCCCCCUCACUGUAUCCCACUUGAGAAAAAUUCUAAGACUAUACUGUGUGUUAUAUCUGUAAAUAAGGAGAAAACACAAGGUGUUUUUUUUCUUUCUUUUCUGUAAAGGUGGGGUCAUUUUCUAUCUGUCCAUCUGUAGAUGGAAAAAAAAAAUCUACUUUACCUAGCUAGCAAGUUCUCCAUCACUUUCAGAUUUACACAAGAAAUAUAUGAACUUAAAAUCAUUUUCAGAUAUGUGUAACAUGGUUAAGUUCUAAAUCUUAAACUAUCAGUGAAAGAUAUCAACAAAUAUGAUUGUUACUACCUACAGCCUAGCAGGCAAUUGAAAAGUUUCACCAAUGAGUAUCUGAUUAAUGAUGGAGCUAUUCACUGUAAAUGAUCCAGCUAUUCACUGUAAAUUUAAUCCUCUGAACUACUGUAUGUAUAAAUGAGUGAAGUGCUGUCUAAAAAAAAAAAAUCAAUUCAUUUGCUUCAGAGUAAUAAAGGCAUCUGUGAAAUCCCAUAAUAGAUCUUGGGGUCUAUCAUUAUAAGGC